AUGCUCCUUCUGGACAGGGUGCACUGGGUGGCAAAGCCACCUGACUCCACUCCUCGCGAUGUCUUACUCAGGGAACACUACUACCACAUUAAAGAACUAGUUCUCAAGUCACAUCGCAGCAAAGCUGACCCGCACAAAGAAUACCUGUCCGAAUGCAUCAUGGCGGAUCUUUCAGCGGCAACCCUGCGUCGAAGAAGGGACUUCAAUCAAGUCACCACGGAACUCCGUAACCACGGAAUCUGCUACAGGUGGGGCUUCCCCACGAAAAUAAUCAUAACCAAAAAUGGGAAAUCGACAUACUUUGCAUCUCCAUAG
This is a messenger RNA of Pelobates cultripes (western spadefoot toad), 315 nucleotides long. The record is from the annotation of a GenBank genome assembly. Lineage: Eukaryota; Metazoa; Chordata; Amphibia; Anura; Pelobatidae.